Telopea speciosissima is the source of this 2052-nucleotide messenger RNA. Its product is annotated as putative disease resistance protein At1g59780. Gene Ontology annotation, molecular function: ADP binding. Gene Ontology annotation, biological process: defense response to other organism. The record is from RefSeq and is a predicted model, not a curated record. NCBI's taxonomy places the organism in Eukaryota, Viridiplantae, Streptophyta, Magnoliopsida, Proteales, Proteaceae.
AUGGCGGAGGGCGCCGUCUCAUUUCUUAUUGGAAAACUGGGAGGGCUGAUAUCAGAGGAAGUUGAUUUCCUUGGUGGAGUAGAAACGCAAAUCGUGUCUCUUCAUGAAGAACUUGAGUGGAUUAACUCCUUCCUAAGAGAUGUUGAUGAAAAGCGUAGAAGUAACAGAAGGGUGAACUUAUGGGUGACCCAAAUCCGAAACCUAGCUUUUGAUGCUGAGGAUAUUAUUGAUCUCUUCAUGCUUCAAUUUGGGAAGCAAAUGGAAGACAUCAAUAGAAGGAUUGAGAAGAUUUCAGCUAACAAAUCCAAGUAUGGGAUCGAAGCUUUCGAAACGGGAGAGACUUCUUCGGCGGCUCGUUUGAAUGAUGAUGGCUUAUUAGCACGGAAGAUAAUUAGAAGAGCUCCCAUGGAAGAGGAAGUUGACGUUGUUGGAUUCCAUAUAGUCGGUAUAGGUGGUUUAGGCAAGACCACUCUGGCGAAGAAAGUUUAUAAUAAGAGUGAAGUCAAGAACAGUUUCGAUUCUUGUGCAUGGAUUUAUGUCUCCCAAGAAUACAGUAUCAAAGAUCUUCUGGUUGAAGCCAUAGCCCAACUUAUGAUGCCCAAUAAGGAGGAGCUACGAAAGAAAUUGGUUGCCAAGUGCGGUGGGUUACCGCUUGCAAUUGUGGUAUUGGGAGGUGUCUUAGCAACAAAGGAGAAGACGCCGAGCGUGUGGGAAAAAACACUCGAAAGCUUGACAUGGCAGCUUAAUCAAGGGAACAGCAAUGCAUGCGCAUAUUAUCGAUCUCUAAGUUAUACGGACUUACCGUAUUACUUGCAAUCCUGUUUUCUCUAUUUUGGUCUUUUCCCAGAAGAUCAAGAGAUCUCUUCUAUGAAAUUGAUUCAGCUAUGGGUUGCGGACGGCUUUAUACAAGAGAGAGGAGAUGAAACAAUGGAAGAUGUUGCAGAGGAGUACCUAGAAGAGUUGAUCAAUAGAAGUAUGAUCUAAGCAGCAAGUAAGAGAUCAGAUGGAAGUGUAGAAACAUGUCGUAUCCAUGAUCUGUUGCGGGAGAUAGCAAUUUCAGAAGCCAAGAAAGAUAAGCUUCUUGAAAUCCAUGGGAGCAGUAGUAACUAUUCUUCUUCUUCUUCUUCUUCGAGUAGUACUACUUCUCUAAACAGAUUCCGCCGGCUUGCCAUUCAUUCCAUCAACAACAACAAUGGUACGCACCAUAUACCCAGUUCCAAUACUCUUCACCAUCUUCGUUAUUCCUUGUUGUGCUUUAGUACCGAAGGCCUCGACAAAAAGUUGUGGAAAGGGUUCAGUCUGCUGAGAGAAAUUGGAGGGCUCGUCCUUCUAAAGUACUUGAACUUGCGUGGAACCGAUGUACGAAGAAUUCCAGAUUCAAUAUUGGGAAACCUCUGCAAUCUACAAACUAAGGAAAUAGGGAGAAUGCACCAACUAAGACAUCUAUAUUUGUGGAGAGUUCCGUAUUCUUCAUCAUCAAUUUUAGUUGACAAGGUUGCUGGUGUGAGUACUCUAAGUUGCUGCUAUCGUAGUCCUCCUCCUCCUCCAAGAAUCGAUAAACUGAGCGGGACCUCCAGACGCUACGUCUACCUGCAGCUGCAGCCCCUGAUCGAGGAUUUUCCACCAUAUCUCAUAGUGUUGAGAUUGAAUUGGUCGCGUCUAAAGCAAGACGACCAACCAAUGGCAACACUAGAGAAGCUACCAAACUUGAAGAUUCUCGAAUUAGGAUCGAACUCAUUUGAAGGAAAGGAAAUGAUUUGUUCUUCUGUAGGAGGUUUUGCUAAACUCCAAAAUUUGGAACUUUGGGGCUUACCUUACUUGGAGGAUUUGAAGGUGGAGCAAGGAGCCUUCCCCUGCCUUAAAGUUUUAACUAUCUGGGCGUGCUAUAAAUUAAAGAUGCUUCCAGAUGGGUGCGACACCUCACUACCCUCCAACAGCUCAACAUAACCCCAUGAUGCCCAAGGAAUUCACUGACAGGGUCCAAAAAGACACGGGAGACGAUUGGGAAAAGAUAAAGCACAUACCCUCUAUCACCAUCAAAGAUUAUUAAAU